AUGUCGGCAAUUUUUGAUGAUUUAUUAUCAACUAAAUCUUUACAUUCAAAAGAUCCUAUUGAUCAAUAUAUUUUCAAUCAUUCACUUCGUUAUACAUCUGAACAACUUGAACUUUUAGAAGAUAUUAAAAAUCUACCAGAAAAAAUUCAACCAUGGUUAGGAUCAACAGAUGAAGCACAAUUUUUUCAAAUACUUAUUCAACUUAUGAAUUGUAAACGAGCAAUUGAAAUUGGAACAUUUACCGGUUAUACAUCAUUAACUAUUGCUUUGGCACUUCCAUCUGAUGGUGAAUUAAUAACUUGUGAUACAGAUGAUACAUAUGUUCGUCAAGAUAUUUGGGUUAAAGCUGGUGUUCGAAAUAAAAUAAAUCUACAAAUUCGACCAGCUCUUGAAGUAUUAAAUGAUUUACUUGAAAAAAAUGGUCCAAAUUCAUUUGAUUUUAUAUUUAUUGAUGCUGAUAAAGCAAAUUAUCCUCAAUAUUAUGAAUUAUCAUUACAAUUAAUACGUCCAAAUGGUUUAAUUGCAAUUGAUAAUACUUUAUGGAAUGGACGUGUUUUAAAUGAAAAUGAUACAACGAUUGAAACUAAAGCUAUACGUCAAACAAAUGAACUUGUUAAAAAUGAUAAACGUGUUGAUAUUAGUUUUUUAAAAUUAGGCGAUGGAACAACAUUUUGUAGAAAAAAAUAA
Molecule: messenger RNA, 687 nt
Organism: Adineta steineri
Lineage: Eukaryota; Metazoa; Rotifera; Eurotatoria; Adinetida; Adinetidae
Source: the annotation of a GenBank genome assembly